Echinops telfairi (small Madagascar hedgehog) is the source of this 3560-nucleotide messenger RNA. RefSeq names its product zinc finger protein 432-like. The record is from RefSeq and is a predicted model, not a curated record. Gene Ontology annotation, biological process: regulation of cytokine production; negative regulation of transcription by RNA polymerase II; regulation of immune system process. The transcript is spliced from 5 exons. NCBI's taxonomy places the organism in Eukaryota, Metazoa, Chordata, Mammalia, Afrosoricida, Tenrecidae. The coding region runs from base 264 to 2318 and encodes 684 amino acids.
CGCUCCUGUAUCACGGCCCGGGCUGUCCUGACCGUCAGGGCCAGAGGUCUUUGCGCAUCGCGCUGAACGAUAGAAGUCACUGGCCUGCAGGUUUUGAAUCACCAGCAGCUUAGAGGAAGGACAAAGAAGUACCUGGAUUGGGUAUUAUUAUUUCUUGGAUGUCCUCAUGAGAGAUUAAAAUUUGUGAAUAUCAUUUGAGCUGAUCCAGAUAAGACAAAAAUAAAGCUUCACAUUUGCCAGCAGUGUCCUGAGGACCAAAGAAAAUGACCAAGGCUCAGGAAUCACUGACAUUCAACGAUGUGGCUGUCAGGUUCACCGGGGAGGAAUGGCAGCUCCUGAACCCGGCUCAGAAGAUGCUCUAUCAGGAUGUGAUGUGGGAGAACUAUCGCAACCUGGUUUCCAUCGGGCUUGGAAGACCAGUGCUAAUGCUAGAGGAAAACGUCCACAGUCCUGAGGAUAUAGAUAAAGCUGAUCAUGCACAGUCUCCAGAUAGAGUUUUCUCCACAACUGCCCUCCAUUCCGAUGCUGGGAUACAGCUGCCUCCUACAGAGAUCCACAAAGUGGAUGAUCACUUGCUUGAGCACUGGCAACGUGAAAGAAGCGUGGACAGAACCGAACAACGCGAUAAAUUUAAUACAUUGGAAAAUAUUCUUCAUCAGCACAAAAAUAAUUUUCCUCUAAAGGAAAAUUAUGAGGUAUUUGGCUUACAUGAAAACAUUGUAAAAUCAGAUUUCAUCAUGCUGGCAUUAAAUCAGCACAGUAACAGCAAAAUACAGUCAGUUGUGCUCAGUGGAGAUGAGAAAACUGUUUUCAACAUUGAACAAGAGCAAUUUUGUACUGCAAUGAAAUUCCCUGAGUGUGAUAAAUCCAGUAACAUGACGUCACAAUGCAUUCGGCAUCAGAAAUCUGACAAAAGUGAGGAACCGCACCUAGGUGAUAAAUGUGGGAAUACCUUCGUCAAGGAAUCCUUCAUCGGUGAUCAUCAGUCCAUUCAUGUUCUAGAUAAGACGUAUACAUGCAGUCAGUGUGGGCAAGAAUUCGACAGAGUAUUCAAACUCACUGCACAUUAUCAAACAGCUCAUAAAGGACAAAAACCAUAUACAUGCUUGGAAUAUGGGAAAGCUUAUCACAGUAAAUCAUACCUCAAGGAACAUCAGAAAACUCAUGUUUCUAGGACGUCCUAUGUAUGCAGUGCAUGUGGGAAAGCAUUCACCAGUAACAGUGAGCUCACUGUUCAUCAGCGAACUCAUACGGGAGAGAAACCCCAUGUGUGUGGUGAAUGUGGAAAAGCCUUCAUCAGGAAGAAUGUUCUCACUGUUCAUCAGCGAACUCAUACUGGAGAGAAACCCUAUGUGUGUGGUGAAUGUGGCAAAGGCUUCAUUCAGACAGCACAUCUCACUGCUCAUCAGCGAAUUCAUACUGGAGAGAAACCCCAUGUAUGUGGUGAAUGUGGGAAAACCUUUAUCUGGAAGAAUCAGCUUAUUAUUCAUCAGCGAACUCAUACUGGAGAGAAACCACAUGUAUGUAGUGAAUGUGGCAAAACCUUUGUCAGGAAGAAGGGCCUCACUGUUCAUCAGCGAACUCAUACUGGGGAGAAACCUUACGUCUGUGGUGAGUGUGGAAAAGCCUUUACCUGGGAGAGUGAGCUCACUGUUCAUCAGCGAACUCAUACUGGAGAGAAAUCCCACGUUUGUGGGGAAUGUGGGAAAUCCUUUCUCUGGAAGAAAGACCUCACUGUUCAUCAGCGAACUCAUACUGGGGAGAAACCACACGUAUGUGGUCAAUGUGGAAAAGCUUUUAUCAGGAAGAAGGACCUCACUGUUCAUCAGCGAACUCAUACUGGAGAGAAACCCCACGUAUGUGGUGAGUGUGGAAAAGCCUUCAUCGGGAAGAAGGACCUCACUGUUCAUCGGCGAACUCAUACUGGGGAGAGACCCUAUAUAUGUGGUGAAUGUGGCAAAGGCUUCAUUCAGACAGCACAUCUCAAAAUUCAUCUACGAACUCAUACUGGAGAAAAACCUUAUGUAUGUGGUGAGUGUGGCAAAGCUUUCCGGCAAAAGCGAUGCCUUACAGAACAUCAGAUAUCUCACACAGGAAAGAAACCCCAUGUGUGUGGUGAAUGUGGAAAAGCCUUCAUCUGGAAGAAUGUUCUCACUGUUCAUCAGCGAACUCAUACUGGAGAGAAACCCCAUGUAUGUGGUGAAUGUGGAAAAGCCUUUACCUGGAAGAAGGACCUCACUGUUCAUCAGCGAACUCAUACUGGAGAGAAAUCCCAUGGAUAUGGUGAAUUUGGAAAAGGCCUUUACCAGGAACUAUGAGCUCACGGUCUGUCUGCGAACUCAUACUGGAGAGAAACCCCAUGUAUGUGGUGAGUGCGGCAAAGGCUUCAUUUAGAGGGCACAUCUCAAAACUCAUCUAUAUGCUCAUCUUGGAGAUAAACCUUAUAUAUAUGCUGUGUGUGAUAAACCUUUCAGCCAGAAGCGAUGCCUUACAGCACAUCAGAGAUUUCACACAGGAAAGAAGCCCUGGGCAUGAAUUAAAUGUGGAAAAUCUUAUAUGUGAAAGUCAAGUAUCAUUCAACAUGGGAAAACUCUUAACGAGAAAACCUUUCAAUGGGGUGGGUGUAAUAAAGCUUUCAAAACGAAGAGGGUUUGGUCAAACAAAGGUGCUAGGGUGUGGCCCCAGCCGAGUGCUGGACCAGAUAAUUGUGACUUACCAUGUGGCUACCCGUGCUCUGAAUUGCUGUCCCUCUACUCAUUUAGCCCACUGGUAUGGGGAGAGGGACAUCCAGUUUUCCGCAGGGCACAUGGGCACCUCAUUGGUCUUCCAGCUUUCAGUGCCUGAAAGAGAUCUGGAUCUGGUGUUUCCAGAUCACAGCUAUGCCAAGCAGUAGAAUCUCUACCCAGACGCCUGUAGUGCCCACCCCACCUGCAUGCUCUUUGUUACCCGCCGGAGAUAGCAUGAAAGUACCAUGAAAUAAGAGUGAAGAAAAUAGAAGAACAUAUGGGAACAAGUAGUCCAGAGGACAAAAGGACCACCGCAAACCUCAGCUUCCACAACCCUGUGCCCAGAAGAACGAGACGGUGCCCGGCUUCCACUGCUAAUUACUCUGAAAAGGAUCACCAAAGAGGGUCCUGAGCUGAGUGGGAGAACAAAGUGGAAUAAACCCCACAAUCAUAAAACAGACUUGGCUUACUGAUCUGGUGGAGACUUGGAAUCCUAAGACUACGGCCCUUAGCGACUCUUCAAUCUUUGAACUAUACUCUCAUCUGAGUCCGUUUUCAGCCAAAAACUAUGCAGGCUUGGAGGGGAAGAACAACACCCGAGAGGUGUACACGCCUUAGAACAAUCAGCCGUACAAAAUCAGAGGACAGCACUUGUCUGUGGAUAAAACCUGAAAGCAGGAAGGACAGAAAAGCAGGAUGGAUAAUAACGAUAAGACCGGGGGGCGGAAGUGGGAAGAGUGCGGGUCUGCACUCUUGGGGACUGCAGCCAAUGUAUGACUUGCUGAAUGGAAAACCCAUUUAAAAAUUUCAAAUCAUAAAAAUUUCAAAACCAUC